Messenger RNA from Auxenochlorella protothecoides, 1011 nucleotides. RefSeq lists its product as hypothetical. The coding region runs from base 1 to 1011 and encodes 336 amino acids. The record is from RefSeq and is a predicted model, not a curated record. The transcript has 8 exons. NCBI's taxonomy places the organism in Eukaryota, Viridiplantae, Chlorophyta, Trebouxiophyceae, Chlorellales, Chlorellaceae.
AUGUUUGCAAAGGGGAUGAGCUCCAUGCAGCUAUCGAGAUCGGCGCGGUGGAGCAUCACGCGCGCUGCCUCUGCCAAGGAGCCCCAGACUGAGGUCGCAGAAGAGGAAGAUCUGUGGCAGUAUGCAGAGCGGGAUCAGUGGUAUGCGGCACGCUUUGCGGCGGACGAUCAGCCGGACUGGGUCGCGGGCUCCUUCCUGCGCUACAAGCAGCUGACUCCCACCAUCAGGGAGGUGGUGGUCGGGGUGGAGAUCAGCCGGGAGCGCAUUCCCCUCCGUAAUGCAUACAAGCAUGUCGGCCAGCGGGCCUGUGUCAGGAUCAACAGCGGCACCGAGCAGGAGGUUCCAGUGUCCAGUCCGCCCUUUCCUCAAUCCCUGCUGAGGGAGGUGCUGCUCACAGUGCGAGGAGAUCUUUACGCGGAGGAGACAAAGACUGCCAGGGAGCUGACAUCUGUCACAGCAGAGCUGUCACUGUUUGUCAGCAGUGAAGAGUACCCUGACAUCUACAAGCUGUCAGCAGAGGACACCCUCGAGAUAGGUCCUUUCAAGGGGUCGGGUCUCGACCUGCGAGGCAGCCUGCUCGGGAUAUUCCAGCACCCCACGGUGGUCAUCUUUGCCCAGGGCAGUGGGAUCGCCACCGCCAAGGCCCUCCUCCUGGCCUCCUCGGACGUGUGCGGGCUGAACCUGCGCAUGCGCACGGGGGAGAAGCGGCUCUACUAUCGGGCGCGGACGCAGGCGGCCCUGACGUAUGCUGAGGAGUAUGAGGCGUGGGAGGAGGCAACUGGGGUCAAAGUGGUCACCGCCACUCGGGACAGCUUUGCAGACAUGUUUGACGACGACGACACGCUCGAGUAUGAGCCGGCCUCGACGGCAGCCAUCCUGUUGACCGGUGGCGACGAGGAGAGCGAGGAGGAUCUCCUGGAGCUGUGCAAGGAGGCCGAGAUCAACUGCAUCGUGAGGCAGAGCGUGGAGGGCGCCCUCACCGAGUACCUCGCCAAGGGAAAGGGCGCAUGA